CUUGAUCAGAAACGUACGCGGAGUGUCGACAUCUCAUGGUUCCGCUGUGGAAAUGGCCUCGUCUGGUCACCUAGCUAUAAAUGCCAAAUGAGCGACUAUUUGUUGGAGUCGGCCGAGAGAAGAUAGCCCCGUCUGAGCCGCUAGCUUACCCGGGAGUGUUGGGAAGUUUGUUACGGUAAUUUGCGGUUGGUGACCAGGCAGAAAAAACAAUGCCACAUUUCUUGUGGCCAGAGUCGCUGUCACCCGCACAACUCAAGCGGCUGGAGGAGCAUAAAUACAGCGCCUCUGGUCGAUCUUUGUUCGAGCCACCGUGUCAAAUCUACUGGAACUGGCUCGUCCAACAAAUACCGACAUGGAUCGCCCCGAACACCCUGACUAUUGUUGGACUGAUGGUGAACAUCCUCACCACGGUGGUGCUCAUGUAUUAUUGUCCCACGGCGACAGAGGAGGCUCCAGCAUGGGCCUUCAUCAUGAGCGCUCUGGGCCUGUUCAUCUACCAGUCUCUGGACGCCAUUGAUGGGAAGCAGGCCAGGAGGACCAACAGCAGCUCGGCUCUGGGGGAGCUCUUCGACCACGGCUGCGACGCCGUCUCCACAGUCUUUGUUGCGGUGGGAACGUGUAUUUCGUGUGGCAUAGGAAGAUACCCAGACUGGAUGUUCUUUUGUGGUUUUAUCGGGAUGUUCAUGUUCUUCUGCGCUCACUGGCAGACCUACGUGUCCGGCACCCUCCGCUUUGGCCUGAUUGACGUCACAGAGGUGCAGCUCGCCAUCACCAUCAUGUAUUUGAUGUCGGCUUUCGGAGGCGUGAGCCUUUGGCAGACGACGUUGCCCAUCAUCGGACUGAAGAUGUACGUCUUCCCCAUCGUCGGUAUCAUCAGCGGGGCCCUCUACUCCUGCUACAACUACUUCCAUGUCAUUUUGAAUGGAGGUGUUGGCAAAAACGGCUCCACUGUGGCUGACACCAGUGUGCUGACUCCUGGUCUGCACAUCGGCCUCACCCUCACACUGGCCUUCAUCAUUUUCAAGAAGUCGUCCAGCCAGCUGUUUGAGCUCAACCCAUGUUUGUACCUGCUCGCCUUUGGCUUGGUCGCCUCCAAGAUCUCCAACAAGCUGGUGGUCGCACACAUGACCAAGAGUGAGUUGCACCUCCCGGACACGGCCUUCGUAGGCCCCGGCCUCCUCUUCCUAAACCAGUACUUCAACAACUUCAUCGAUGAGCAUAUAGUCCUCUGGAUCGCCAUGGUCUUCUCUCUUCUGGACCUAACACGCUACUGUACCGGCGUGUGCCUCCAGAUCGCCUCCCACCUGGGCAUCCGAGUCUUCAGCAUCACGCCGUCGAGUCAGGCGCACCGCGACUGACUGCUUGCCCGGCGGGAGGAGGCGGGGCGAGACGCAGAUCUCUCUCCGCUGCUGAAAGCAGACGAUGACGAGGAGAAACCCUCCUUUACCCCGAGCCACUGCAGCCUUGACAAAGUGACCACUUCUGAUUAAAACUGCCUCUCCCACAAGAUGGAAAGAAAUAUAACCAACUAAACACUACAAACCAAAAUGGAAAAAAAAAAAAAAAAUUUGAAAAGCAUGGAAGUGACAUGGAACCAGUUUCCCUUGGAUUCCUUUUUUUUUAGUUUUAAUUUAGACAUCAUUGCAUGUUGUCAGAAAAUAAAGUUUAGAUUUUUACAUCGACUUCCUGCUUAUUCAACUUAAAUACCAAAACAUUUUCUUUAACCGGUACUCCAUAGUUUGGGCAAAUAUUAAAGCAUUUUAUCUGCUUUAAAUUUACAGACGCGUGUCAAAUAUAUAGGGUUAUACAUUUAGCAAUCAUAAGUGCUCAAUUCGGUGAAUCUCUUGAUAUAUGCCCAAACUAAAUUGAUCACCGGUUGAAAGUUUUCUUUAUAAUUUUUUUUAUUCAUUAAAUGAAUGUGACUCAAUCUGGCAAGAAUCAGGGCUUGAAAACGCAGAUUCAAAUUGUUUUAAAAUGACCUUUAAAACCUCAAAUAAUUUCCAAUGAAGUUUGUAAUGUGGACUGGCAGGUUGUCAACGUGUCGGGGCAACGGCCUGUGUUAGUGCUGAAAACAUCGACAGGUUUUCGAUCAGGCUUUUCUUUAAAAAAAAAAAAAAACACCUUUCUAUUAAUAUUUUAUCCUCUGUUACUCAUCUCAUCCUACAAUACUGGAAAAAAAAACAAAAAACAUACUCCUCACCUCCUGCCUGUUAGAGCGCCGUCGACUGAUGAAGCAUUAACGCACGACUUGUUCUGCUUUCUCUGUUCUUCUCCCUGAAGGGCUAAUAGCUAAAUAUGUGAUUGUACAGAAUUCAACUGAAAACGCCUUAAAUAUUUUUGUUGUAAUUACUGUUUAACUUGUGAAUAUUUAAAACGGCUUUGUACAUUUUUCUUUUUCCACUGAAGUAUCAAACCAGAUGCAACGAUAGUAAUAAUAAUACGAUGCUACUGGAACUGUUCACUCAUAGUUUCUUCACUUAUACAAAUGUGUAUUAUGUAAAGGUGUCUGAUUUAUUUGGUUCUUAAAGAUUUGUUGGAUUAUCAUGGAUAUCAUUGCGUUAUCUGAUUUAUUCAUAAUUCAGGUUAAUUUGGUUCAAAAGCGAUAUUUCUGUAGUGCCGGUAAACAAUAUAUAAGGGUAAAACACAAUUGUACUCUUGAAUUUGAUUUGGAAAAGUGUCCUCUCACACUCUGCUUCUGCAGGAUUAUGGACAAUAUAGAGGGGCAUGUCCUAAAAACAAAUAUGAUUUUGCAAAUUUACGAUGGACUUCGGAACUAUGCAUUGAAAUGUACAACCUUUAUUUCAACACCAUGUUACACUGUUUAAUAAUACAGUAAAACACCUUUCUAACAGAUACUGUAUGAGUGGAAAAGAUUGUAAUAAAGAAAAUAUUUUUCAUG
Messenger RNA from Anarrhichthys ocellatus (wolf-eel), 2899 nucleotides. RefSeq names its product choline phosphotransferase 1 (gene chpt1). Bases 210 to 1358 code for a protein of 382 amino acids. Gene Ontology annotation, molecular function: diacylglycerol cholinephosphotransferase activity. Gene Ontology annotation, cellular component: endoplasmic reticulum membrane; Golgi apparatus. Lineage: Eukaryota; Metazoa; Chordata; Actinopteri; Perciformes; Anarhichadidae. Gene Ontology annotation, biological process: phospholipid biosynthetic process. The record is from RefSeq and is a predicted model, not a curated record. The transcript has 8 exons.